This is a messenger RNA of Neurospora tetraspora, 855 nucleotides long. RefSeq names its product Alpha/Beta hydrolase protein. The record is from RefSeq and is a predicted model, not a curated record. Gene Ontology annotation, biological process: protein depalmitoylation. The transcript has a single exon. Gene Ontology annotation, molecular function: carboxylic ester hydrolase activity; palmitoyl-(protein) hydrolase activity. The coding region runs from base 1 to 855 and encodes 284 amino acids. NCBI's taxonomy places the organism in Eukaryota, Fungi, Ascomycota, Sordariomycetes, Sordariales, Sordariaceae. Gene Ontology annotation, cellular component: cytoplasm.
AUGCCUCAAACACGCAUCCCCCAACCCGAAGACUUCGAAGCCCUCAAGUCCUCCUCCGGCCUCCACGUCUCCCUCCAUUACCCCACCCCACCCGAAUCCACCACCUCCAUCCUCCUCCUCUUCCACGGCCUCGGCGACUCGGACGCGCCCUUCCUCUCCUUCGCGCGCAACCUCUCUCUGCCCGGCGUCUUGGCAAUCUCCGUCCGUGGCAUCGCCCCCCUCCCGCCCUCCCUUUUGGGCUUGCCUUUGGACAGCGGCCCGACGAAUAACUUCCACUGGGGCGACGACCUAAAGCUCGACGGACGGACUGGCGAAAUAGAUAUGGAUUCGGGCUACGAAAAGGUCUGGGAGGUGGUGAUGAACAAACUAAUUGGGGAGGUGUUGAUGGGGAAAUGUGGGUGGGAGUUGGGCGAUGUGCUGUUGUUUGGGUUUGGACAGGGUGGCGGGGUGGCGUUGGGGUUGGGGAGUAAAGUGAGGAUUUGGGAGGUGGUUGGUGGAGAUGAAGAACCCAAGGUUAGGGAGGUGAAGGAGGGGGAGGAGGUGAAGGAGGGAGUGGUUGAGACGACGAAGAAAGAGAAGGCGUUCAAGGGGAUCGUGUCGAUUGGAGGGGCGUUGCCGCCUUCGAUGAUUCCUAGUAUCAGUGCGAGGGAGAAGGCGAAGACGCCCGUGUUGGUGUUACACGGAAGCGAGAGUGAGUAUGUGGGUGAGGAUGAGGUGGAUUUGAUUAAGAGGGAGUUUGAGAACGUGAAGGUGGUGGAGUGGAAGAGGCCGGAUGAUGGAAUGCCGAGGAGUAGGGAGGAGGUGCUGCCUAUGAUGGAGUUCUUUGCUGAAAGGUUGAAGAGUGGGUGGCCGUGA